Cyprinus carpio (common carp) is the source of this 972-nucleotide messenger RNA. RefSeq lists its product as uncharacterized. The record is from RefSeq and is a predicted model, not a curated record. Bases 46 to 972 code for a protein of 308 amino acids. Gene Ontology annotation, cellular component: nucleus; cytoplasm. Gene Ontology annotation, biological process: negative regulation of gene expression. Lineage: Eukaryota; Metazoa; Chordata; Actinopteri; Cypriniformes; Cyprinidae. Gene Ontology annotation, molecular function: transcription corepressor activity. The transcript has 4 exons.
AACCAUCAGAACCAUCACGCCUCCCUGCCUCUUCCCAGGCCAGAAAUGGCAGAGCACUUCACUGAGAUCUUGGCGAUGGCCGGCGUGAAGAAGAGCAGUGUGGAAAUAAAGCCAACAUGUUCACCUUUCCCAUGUAUCCACCUCACAGGACCUCGCUGUGAAGUUGAGAGUUUAAAGGACAGCCUUAAGUCAUUUCUUCAGACUCUUGCCACUAAACGUUGUGAGGUGAAAGGGCCUGGAGUUCAGCAUUUUUUUCAAGGUGAAGGUACAAGGACCUUGCAAUUAGUGAAGAAUUCUUAUAUGGUUGUGAUCCUACCUAUUAAUGAUGUGCCUAAAUACACAAGCAGUAUCAGUCUCCAGCCAUUUGUAUCUGCAUCUUCCCAAGACUCUAUGGACAUUGACAAAGAGAUAAACAUUAAAGUUGUGGUUGGUAGUCUUGAACAACAACAGGCAGAUGUGUUUGUUGCUCCAAUGAUCCAAACAAACAUGACCUCAACUUUGAUUGGAUCAUCCCUGUUGAAUAAAGCAGGACAGCAACUUCAAAAUAACUUCAACAGUGCCAAGAGAAAUCACACUCUUAAGCCUGGAGAAGUGCUGGAGGUGGACGGGACACAAGCGCUGGGAUGCUCCAAGGUUUUCUUCAUAGAAUGUGUACCAAAAGAAAAUAAGCACAAAAGCGAAAAGGCGCUUUGCUCUGGACUUGGCCGAGUUUUUGAGCUGUGUGAGCAGAACUCUUGGGGUUCGGUUGCAUUGCCAGUAAUUGGACCCGGCAAAGUGCUGUCAAUACCAGUCAAAGAUGCUGUUAAUAUUCUUACUCAGGAGAUCUGUGAAUUUUUACCUGUAUCCACUGGUCUUCUGCACACCAUUUGUAUCACAAUAAUGGCUAAUUACGCUCAUUCUGAAGAGAUGUUCAGGACAGUCUGUGGGAAUCUGAGUACAAAAAUUGUGGACAACACAGGGGAAGGCAAAUAA